Eruca vesicaria subsp. sativa (arugula) is the source of this 1386-nucleotide messenger RNA. The record is from the annotation of a GenBank genome assembly. NCBI's taxonomy places the organism in Eukaryota, Viridiplantae, Streptophyta, Magnoliopsida, Brassicales, Brassicaceae.
AUGUCGUUAAUUUCACGCCUUCUCCGUGGCACCUUCAACACUACCACUCUCCGUCGUUUUUCCUCCGCCGCCUCGGAAACCACGGCCGAAACCUCUCUACCUAAAAAGUCACUCAGCAGUAUCGUGAAUGACGAACGAAACCCCAAACGGAUCGUUGAGAAGUUCAAAAUGGCGUGUGAGUCAGAGCGAUUCCGAGCCAACAUAGCCGUGUACGAUAGAACCGUGCGGCGUCUCGUCGCCGCAAAGCGAUUACAUUUCGUGGAAGAGAUUCUAGAGGAGCAGAAGAAGUACCCCGACAUGUCAAAGGAAGGAUUCGCGGCGAGGAUCAUUUCUCUUUACGGAAAAGCCGGCAUGGUUGAAAAGGCACAGAAGGUGUUCGACGAAAUGCCUGAGAGAAGCUGCAAGAGGUCAGUGCGGUCUUUCAAUGCCUUGCUUAGUGCCUAUGGGGUUUCCAAGAGAUUCGAUGUGGUUGAGCAGCUUUUCAGUGACUUACCGGACAAGCUAUCGAUCAAACCAGACAUCGUGUCUUACAAUACUUUGAUCAAGGCGUUGUGUGAGAAGGGUUCCUUGUCGGAAGCGGUUGCGUUGCUUGGUGAGAUUGAGAACAAGGGUUUGAAACCUGAUAUAAUCACAUUCAACACGCUUUUGUUAUCUUCAUAUCUGAAGGGAGAGUUCGAGCAAGGGGAAGAGAUAUGGAGUAAAAUGGGGGAGAAGAAUGUAGGUAAAGACAUCAGGAGUUACAAUGCUCGGUUGCUUGGAUUAGCCACCGAGACGAAAUGGGAAGAGUUAGUAAGUCUCUUUGAAGAACUGAAGUCUAGUGGGAUCAAACCUGAUGUGUACAGCUUCAAUGCAAUGAUUAGAGGGGCAAUCAACGAAGGAAAAAUGGAGGAAGCUAAAGCGUGGUAUAAAGAAAUUGUGAAGCAGGGUUAUCGUCCUGAUAAAGCUUCAUUUUCUUUACUGCUUCCUGCAUUGUGUAAAGCGGAGGAGUUUGGGUCAGCGAUAGAGGUGUGCAAGGAGACAUUCAGUAAGCGUUAUCUUGUGGGUCAAACGACACUGCAGGAGUUAGUAGAUGAGUUGGUAAAAGCGGGUAAGAGAGGAGAAGCUGAGGAGAUAGUGGAGAUAGCAAAGAACAAUGAUUUCUUGAAGUUCAAGCUUAAUUUGUCGGCUCAGGAGGAGUAAGUGGUUCAUCGUCACUAGCGUCUCGUUGCAUUAGUGUGAGAGGCCUCACCCUCUUUCGUAGGCUAUGUAUUUGCACGUGUUGCCUUGUGGCGAUCUGGGAAAAAAACGGCAAGUACUAGUCGAGGUUUGAGCAGAUGGAAAAACUCCAUGUUUUUAAUAAAACUUUGUUUUGAAUUUACUGUUUUGCUGGGGUAGUUUGCAGUUAAU